CUGUCGCUUAAUCUAUUGGUUAACUUAGAUAAUGCUUGAAUUGGUGGAUCAGUCACCACUAUAUCAUCUUUGUCAUCAUCAUCAUCUUCAUCAUCAUCUAAGUCUAUAUCUGCCAAUAGACUAUCCGGUAAACGACCUGGUGGAAGUUCAUGUACUUCUUCAUUAGGACCUGGAUGUAUCGGUGUUGGAGGAAUUGACAUUUCUACUGUGAAUUCAUCUAUCUACUUCUAUUUGAAUACUUAUAAAUUCAAAGUUUAAUAUUUCUAAAAUCUGGAGAUAGAAAAAUGCCAAAACAUCCAUGCCACUUCUUUAAUUAUUUUGUAAAUAUCGAAACCGAAAAAUUUAAAUACUGUUAAACCAUUAUACCAUUAUUAUACUGAUUCAACCAGCAUUAGUAUGUCGAAGCAAUAUCUUGUAAUAGAUAAUGGGUCGUAUAAUAUAAAGGCUGGAUUCAAUACAGGAGAAAAUAGUGAUAUACGUCCUAUAAAAGUUCAAAACGCUAUCACAAAAACCAAAGAUGGGUUAGUUCAUAUAGGAAAUGAAUAUUUAAAACAUUCAAAUAACUUAUCAGGUAUUCAAUUUAAACGACCUUAUGAACAGGGACAUUUAGUAUCAUGGGAGAAUGAAAAACCAAUAUGGGAUUAUACAUUCGAUCAAUUAAUCACCGCAAAUGCUGGUACCAGCAACAAAUCACAUAAAAAGAAACUGCAUCAUAAUAAAGAUCAAGAAUUUGAUCCUUCCAUUACUCAUCUAACAUUAACAGAAUCUCCGUUUCAAUUACCUCAACUAUCCUCUAAUACUGAUCAGAUAGUGUUUGAGGAAUAUGGUUUCAAUGAGUAUUAUAGAUGUAUCCCAGCAUCAUUGGUCCCUUUCGUUCCAUUCAAAGAUAAUAAUAAAUCCAGCAAUAACGAUUUUGUAUUGGUGAUAGAUUCUGGAUUCAAUUCCACUUGGAUUGUACCGAUGAUUUAUCAAACUAUUUAUUGGGAAGGAGUACGAAAAUUACCAAUCGGAGGGAAAUUAUUAAAUGGAUUAUUAAAAGAAUUGAUUUCAUUCCGACAUUAUGAUAUUAGUGACGAUCCAAUCUUAGUUAAUUAUAUUAAAGAACAAACGUUUGUUUUAACGGAUGAUUUUUCAAAAGCAUUACGAGAUAAACAAAAACUUCAAUGUGAAUUUGUAUUACCAGAUUUUAAAACUACUACAACUGGGUUUGUGAAGACUAAAAAUACUAAGAUAACACCUGAUACUCAAUUAUUGAAAUUAACUGAUGAAAGAUUCACUAUUCCUGAAGCAUAUUAUCAUCCUGAGAUUUUAUUUGAUAAUAAUGAGAUCAUUUCAAAUGCAGUUCUUCAAAGUGCUCCAUUAAAGAAUCUUACUGAUUUAGUAGUUGAAUCUAUAAUGGCAUGUCCCGAAAUCACUAGACCUUUAUUACUGGCUAAUAUUAGUGUAGUGGGUGGAUCAGUUAAUUUAAAGAAUUUUGAGCAUAGAUUAUUAUCAGAACUUAGAAGAGAAUUGCCUCUGAAUUGGUUUGUAAGAAUAAGAGAAGAUAAAGGAUUUGAAAAAGAUGAAAUGAGUUGGUUAGGUGGAAUAAAUCUUACUAAUAAUGAUGUAUUAGAUAAUAUUAGUGUAUCAAAACAAGAAUAUUUCGAGCAUGGAGCAAAUUGGUGUCAGAAACAAUUUGGAUUUAAAAAUUUAUCAUAGACU
This is a messenger RNA of Scheffersomyces coipomensis, 1701 nucleotides long. RefSeq lists its product as uncharacterized. The transcript has a single exon. Gene Ontology annotation, molecular function: nucleosome binding. Gene Ontology annotation, cellular component: Swr1 complex. NCBI's taxonomy places the organism in Eukaryota, Fungi, Ascomycota, Pichiomycetes, Serinales, Debaryomycetaceae. The record is from RefSeq and is a predicted model, not a curated record. Bases 397 to 1698 code for a protein of 433 amino acids.